Abrus precatorius (Indian licorice) is the source of this 1668-nucleotide messenger RNA. RefSeq lists its product as uncharacterized. The record is from RefSeq and is a predicted model, not a curated record. Bases 57 to 1547 code for a protein of 496 amino acids. The transcript is spliced from 2 exons. NCBI's taxonomy places the organism in Eukaryota, Viridiplantae, Streptophyta, Magnoliopsida, Fabales, Fabaceae.
ACAGGAUAGCAUCCAUAGAGAGAGUCUGAGUAAUUAACUAGCUUGGUUACUCCCAUAUGGCUAAUUGCAGAGUUCUUGAUGUGUUUUCCUGGAUUCAAAAACUUCCAUCAAUCUCAGAAUGGAAAACAAGUUCCAUCUCCCUCACCCUAUGUUCUGUAAACUCAUCUCAACCAUCACUUAAUCUUACAAUAGCGAAAAAUCAUCAUCCCUCAAAACUCACCCUUUCCAUGGUCGCAGACUUUAAUAUCCCUAUCACUCUUUGGACCUCAAAACCCUUCAAACCUAGCACUAGAACCAUGAAGUUAACAGAUGAAGAAACCAUUUCCAAUCUCCUUGUUAACUUCAUAGAAGAUAUCCUUCAUUAUGGCUCAAACAAGAACAGUCCCUUUAUCAAGUUCCCAAGACUUGAUUCUAUUUCCAACUUCUCAGACAUUUUCAACCUUGCUUUCCUCACUCUCUUGUUCUUAGUUUGCAUAUAUGAAGCCCCUUCAGAUCUCCGUUCUGGUUGUCUUAUUACUAUAAAAAAUCACUUGGCUGGGUGUCAAUCAAGACAAGCAUCAAAAUUGCUGAUGAAACUCUUGGGUUCUAACUUGGAAGAGCAGUGGAUGCGUUCUGUGAACCUUGCAAUUACAAAUUGGAUUGUGGAACUCCAUGAAGCACAUCACAGCACCUUCAGAACACCAUCUCCUCUAUUUUCUUAUGCUUUCUCAACAUUUGGGUUAUGGAAAGUUCAAUUGUAUUGUCCUGUCAUAAACAUGGAUCUUGUCAAUGCGAACAACCAUCCAGCUGAUGAGAGACUUCAAUUCUCUCUCAAAUAUCAACAACUUGAAGGCGUUCUUCAAUUCAAUUACAAAGUCAUAAUCAAAGAGAAGUGGGUCGAAAUCGUGGUGAACAUUGACAACAUAAGGUGUGAUGUUUUCAAACUGGUAGAUGACACUCUUAUGAGAGAACGAGGGGCUGGGGCAGCCGAAAAACAUUUUCCAUCAAGAAUAUCAUUGCAACUUACCCCUACGCUUCAACAUCAAGUGUUGAGCGUAUCUGUUGGGAAAUCCUCAGAGAACCCACGAAUAGAGAUUGGCGUGGAGAAAAGUAUAGAAGCUUCAUUUGAGCCACCAAACCCCUAUUUGGGACUUAACGUUUCAGCUGGAGAGUCCACAACCGUGAGUUUAAAGCCUUGGAAAUUUGAGGAAUCUGUUUAUGGGUACAGUGCGAAUUUGAAUUGGCUUCUUCAUGAUAGCAUGGAUGGCAAGGAAGUGUUCUCGUCAAAGCCUUCAAAGGUUGCAUUGUUUAACCCAAAGUCAUGGUUUAGGGAUAGGUACUCUAGUGCUUAUCGACCUUUUACUAGGCAAGGAGGGGUUAUUUUUGCACGUGAUGAAUAUGGAGAAAGUGUGUGUUGGAAAGUAGAUAAAGGCGCUAUGGGGAAGACAAUGGAGUGGGAGAUAAGUGGUUGGAUGUGGUUAACAUAUUGGCCUAACAAGUACAAGACAUUCUACCAUGAAACUAGGAGGCUCGAGUUCAGGGAAACAGUCCACCUCAAAAUUGCUUAGCUUAAGGGUGACGCGAAUUAGUAUCAGCUCUUAUUUGGACGAUAAAAAUGAAUCUAUCUUGAAAAGUGAUCGUAAUUGUAAAGAAAAUAAUAAUGGAAUGAAAUAAAUGGUUUGUUUUAUU